Molecule: messenger RNA, 4903 nt
Organism: Pseudo-nitzschia multistriata
Lineage: Eukaryota; Bacillariophyta; Bacillariophyceae; Bacillariales; Bacillariaceae
Source: the annotation of a GenBank genome assembly
UGUAUUAUUGGACAACAACCCUCGGUCAAUAGGACAACGAUUUGACCCAUUCGGAAACACUGGGAGUUUUUUGUUUCCUCCCAACGAAGACCUUUUCCACAAUGAGUGCAUCGGAACGCAUCACGCACGCACAUACGCAUCACAAUCCCUACGCAAAGCGCCGAAGAGGCGGCGGCUGCUACGCCGUUGCAAACCAGUGCUCGUCCUCCUCGUCGUCCUGUGCUGCGGUUGCGUCGGGCAUAUACUUCUCGUACGACGAAGCAAAACAACAGAUCGUCGAGAGCCGCCGGGCGUCGUUGUCGUCGCUGGCCUCCGAUGCCGGUGUCAAAUUCCAGAGAUUCGACAAGGUUAGCGACGCCGAACUCUUUUUGCACGAGCGCGGCUUUGUCCCGACGAUCGAGUCUGGCGGAUGGAUUUCGGCCCGGGAUCGAUCGCCGAUCCUAUACGAGUACUCACUCGCGAAGCAAGCCGCGAACAACAGCAACAAGAGCAGCAGCGGCAAAGGGAGUAGCUCGCAUCCCACCGUCCGCGUGACACCGACCAGUAAUCUAAUAAAUACAAACUCUGAAGCCGUUUCACAAAGACUUUGGCCGAACAACGAACAUCAAAGAGAGCAUGUGCAUGCAACAGAUCAUAGCCGUUAUCAACAGCAGCAUCAAGAUCAACAUCAACAUCAACAGCACCCCUACAUCCAUUCUACUCAGCCCGUCAUAUCGAUUGAUAGCAGUCCCGAAUCCUCGCUGCCUCCGGCAGCUGCCGCAUGUUCGUCGUAUUUCCAGCAGAAAGAGCUUGUAGUUUCACCGAGCCGAAAACGCCAAAAGCGCCGGCGACCCCGGUCGAACUCAAACUCGGAAUCAUCGUCGAUCUCUGUCUUGGACGACGAUGAAUUCGACUUCUACGACCGGCAACAACACGACUCAAAACCAACAGCGAAAGGCGAAAACUCAAAACACGGCGAGAACAGAGACGAGAACACAUCUACUUCCACUCCAGACGUACAGUGCCAGGCGUGCCCGGAAUUCGAUAUCGUCCAGCAAAGGGCCAUCGAUGCGGCGUUGAUCGGAAAGAACGUCUUUCUGACCGGCGUGGCCGGUACGGGAAAAUCGCUCGUGACAAAGGUCCGUGCCAAACAUCCAGGAAUCCAAACCCAAACGCGAACCAACGAAUCGAAUCAAGUAGCAGCUUAGUUGCAAAUUCUCGGGUUUUCUUUGCCUUCCAUUUCCCCCUUUGUUUUUAACUCGUUUCUAUUUCCUCUACUUCUUUUCUUUGUACACCCAAACCAUCGUUAUUUCGCUCACAAGAGAAUCGUGGAAGACGCCAAAUGCAUGCGGAAGGAAGUAGCGGUUGCGGCGCCAACCGGAGUUGCUGCGGUGAACCUCGGCCCGGAGCUAGGAGCGCAAACCGUUCAUUCGCUGGCGGGCGUUGGAGUUCCGCAAACAGCCUCUGGCUUCGAAAAAAUGCUGUCGCCGUGGACCGCCAAGAAAUGGAAGAAGAUUGAGGUUCUUGUGCUGGACGAGAUUGGAAUGCUCGGGGCUGAUUUCUUGGAUUGGAUGGACGUCUACGUUCGGAAGGCACGGAAGAAACCCUUAGAGGUGAGCUUAGCACAGUCCUUUGCUUUGCCUUUCCAUUUUCCUUGUUGUUGUCGUCAUUUUCUAUCGGCAUACAUUUGCAUUUGUAUUUGCGUUUGGUCACUAUCCGCAAAAGUCUACUGAUUCACAACUGAACACAACGCCACCGUUACCAUCUACUCACCGUGUAUUUUAAAUCGAUACCGAAUCAAUCGCUCUGGUUUAGCCGUUUGGUGGAAUUCAGCUCAUCUUUGUCGGUGAUUUUGCACAGCUAGGUCCUAUUCCUGGUCGGGGACAUUCGUUGCGAAAUAAAGCCUUUGAACCAGAUCAACCAGGUACGGCACGGCAAGCACAACUCGUUUUGCUGGUUUUCGAUUUUUUCAAGCGUCGAUUUUUGGCCUCGUUCUCAUUGAAUUCACGCUAACAGUCAUUGCUAUCCUGUUUUGAAAUGGAAUCGAAAGGAGCGGAUUGUCUGAUGGGUGUCAGCGAAUGCGCUGCCUACGCUUUUCAGACGGUGCUAUGGAGGUGCGAUCCAACUAUUUCUCUGCAAUUGUAGAAGUCAUUGUCAUUCUUACGGUUUGAAUGAGAAACCACAAAAAUCAGUUGCGUCUUUACUUCACUUAACAACUCGUGUCAUUUGUUUUGAAUUUUCUUGUUAUUGUACUUUCCACAGAGAGGCUGAUUUCCAUCACGUGCACUUGCGGAAGGUGUAUCGGCAGAAAAACAAAGACUUCCAGUUGGCUCUGAUGGACAUUCGUGAAGCAAGAGCAGACAGCCGGCGAGUGAAGACUCUCGUUGACAUUUGUUUGUCUCCACUCGACGACCGUGAAGGGCUCGAAAUCCCGGAAGGCAUCAAACCAACAAUUUUGUAUUGCACGAAUCGGAACGUGGACAAAGAGAACUUUGAAAAUCUUAGAAAGCUAAGUGACCGGGGGAAAACGUUUGAAGCAACCGAUCAUACAUCCAUCAGCAGUGAUGUAAAUUUGGCUGGCCGAGACGCCGUUGGUCGGCUGCUAAAGAACAAUGCCUUCUUCAAAGAUUGCUCCGCAUCGAAACAGAUCCACCUCAAAGUUGGAGCUCAGGUCAUGCUGUUGCAAAAUCUAGAUAUCAAGCAAGGCCUAGUGAACGGCAGCCGUGGAGUUGUGGAAAAGUUCGCUCUCUGUCCCGUGGUGAAAGACAUCAUCCACGGACAAGAGCAAUUGAUCGGUCCUGGCGACAUAGACAAAUUUCCCGGCUGCCGCUUUGAGGACCUCAAGUUCAACCAAAAAACAGAUUUCGAGGGGAAAAUCUGGUACGAAAAGAUAGCGGCAAAUGAAAAGUCGUUCCUGCUCUACCGCAUUUGCUAUUCCAUUUCCUUUUGCGUUGUGACAGAUGUUCGAGCUCCAAUACGUGGUAGUUUCUAAACCUUUCGUUCCAUCCGUCUUUGUCCCUUUGAUUCGCAUCUCCUGUAGGAGAAUUUGUCGCUUUGACAGAUAUCCACUGGUCCGUUUUGUCAACAACGUGAGUCGCAUAAUUGUUCCCGAAAUAUUUGAACGUUCUCUUUAUCGACAAGGGAAGUGCAUGCGCGAACAGAUCCCACUUCGAUUGGCGUGGGCUCUAACAAUCCACAAGAGCCAGGGCUCAACCCUGGACUACGUUGUGUGCGACUUGCAGGGGUGUUUCACCAGUGGGCAGGCAUAUGUUGCCCUUAGCCGGGCAAGGUCGAUGCAGGGUCUACAGAUCAGAAAUUUUAGCUCGAAACACGUCACGGCUGAUCCAUUAGUGGAGGCAUUCUACGAUGCUUUGGAUAGGGACGAUAUGAGAAAUUUUCUAUACCACCAGGCUGGUAAGCGUGAGCAGAGUACAACAUACGAUCCGUUUUCGUUGGGUUUUCCAUGGUAGAUUUUUCGACGGCAGUUUCUAAUUUUUAUCGCUUUCCUUCUGUCUUCAUAACAUGAAAAAGGACUCUGGUGGUUUCCGAUAUUGAAGUCACCGUCGUGGCUAAAAAUGUUCCAAUACGCAAGUUCUAAAUCUGCGCGACUGAACGCGAAGCAGUUCCGUUCCUGGGUAGCCGAGUACAAGCCACUCGAAGGUUACCAGGGAUGGGGGGCCUGAUGGAUAGUAUGCGUGUGUCUGUGUGAGAGAGAGACAACAUUAUUCAGCACGUAUCCAAAUAAAAUUUCGAGUGAAUCAAAGAAGUUGGUCCGUGUCAUAUCAUGCGAUACCGUAUUUGAUACAAUACAGAAGAACGAUAGGUUAGUGGAGAAAGAAAUAUCUCUUAUAGACUGUACCGCACUCGUGCUGUAUUAAGGGUUGGGGGCUGUCCAGCGCAGAUCCAUGGGAGGGCGAACCAGAUCAGGGUCAAACCGACGCGAUUCCCUUCCCCGCCUCCUUCCGACGCCUGGCAACGGCGACCGUUUUCUCCGACACCUUCUUCCCCUGGCCCCAGUGCGCAAGAUUCAUUCUUUCAGCAACGUAGUGAAUCAGCUUGCGUUUUCGGCCACCCAUGCGUGUGGGGAAGACCAGGACCUCGUUGUGUUGGUGGCUACCGCUUCUCUGGUCGGGGCCAGCCUUGCCGGUGCGCACCAAAAAGUCGGCAAUGGUAUUUUUGACUUCCUCCUCCUCUGCCUCCGUCCAGUCGUUCCGAACACUCUUUGAGAAUUUUCCGACAGUGUUUCCCGAGGAAGAAGCGGGGGGGGCUGUACCACUGGGAGCAAGGGCCGUUGGCGAUGGAGAGUGUGUCCCCAACAAGUGCGAUUUUGCAACGCAAACGUCGGCUAGGCAUUCCGCGUCCGGGGUGCAGAAGUAGGCCCCUGGAUCGUUCAAGCCUUCACCUUCUUCAUAGGCCCCCGGUUUCCAGGCCACCAGGAUAUCGUUUUUCGGCGUGACCUCCAAAGGUUCCAUUUUCGUCAGAGCGGUCCGAUAGUGGUGGGAUUCAAGAAACAACCUCCGGUCCGUUUCCAGUAGGGCCUUGGCCGUCCGCCGGCUCGCGUUCCGGCUCGUUCGAAACUCCUGCUCGUUGCUGUAGUCAGCAGCCUUGGCUAGUGCGUUCCAGUCGUCCCCGCUUCUCAUGUUUUCGCCGUUGUCCCCGUCGUUGCCGCCGCUAUCGGUUCCCAGGAGCCGGCAAAACAGGGCAGACUGGGGGUAGCGAACGGUCGCAUCGUUUUGUCCCGUCGCGUGGUAGAUGUCGGGAUUGAAUGCGCCGGCCGAGAGCUUUCCAACGCAGCACGGGGCCACAACGAUGGCCGCCGCGGCAUUUAGGACCGCCGCUCGGAGGCAGACGUCGGUGGCCUGCCCGCAGAGGUGAAGUGCGAUCGCAACGUCGAAGCCCUCUCCAACAAAGCCCUCGACUGGAC